Hemibagrus wyckioides is the source of this 561-nucleotide messenger RNA. RefSeq names its product polyadenylate-binding protein 1A-like. NCBI's taxonomy places the organism in Eukaryota, Metazoa, Chordata, Actinopteri, Siluriformes, Bagridae. Gene Ontology annotation, cellular component: nucleus; ribonucleoprotein complex; cytosol. Gene Ontology annotation, molecular function: mRNA 3'-UTR binding; poly(U) RNA binding; poly(A) binding. The record is from RefSeq and is a predicted model, not a curated record. The transcript is spliced from 5 exons. Bases 1 to 561 code for a protein of 186 amino acids.
AUGGCUGCACUGUUUGUGAAAGAUCUUCACCCUGAAGUAUCAGAGGUGAUACUUUCUAAUAGAUUUAGACCUGCAGGACACGUCCAAUCUGUCCACAUUUGCAGGGACAGGAAGAUCGGCUCUCUUCUCGGAUACGCGUACAUCAACUUUCGCUAUCGAGAUGACGCUGAGAGAGCCAUUGACAUGUUCAAUUUUGAACUCCUCCUGGGGAGACCCAUGCGUGUCAUGUGGUCUAACUGGGAACCCACCGCCAAGCCCAUCAAGGGAGGGAACAUAUUCAUCAGGAACCUUGAUUGGUCCAUUGACUGCACCUCCCUGUUUGACACUUUCUCUGUGUUCGGGAGGAUCGUGUCAUGCAAGGUUGUGGAAUCAAAAGGUUAUGGGUACGUUCAGUACGAGUCAGCGGAGGCGGCGGCGCUGGCCAUCGAACGGCUGAACGGAAAACUCCUGAACGACCGGCAAGUGUUUCUUGCUGCCCCUGCAGGGGAGCUUGAGGUAGUUGCAAUAGCCAUUGCUGAGGCAGAGCUUGUGGCCGAGAUUGAGCACAGGAACAGACACUGA